Messenger RNA from Syngnathoides biaculeatus (alligator pipefish), 5238 nucleotides. It is a transcript of the gene znf532, whose product is annotated as zinc finger protein 532. Bases 477 to 4304 code for a protein of 1275 amino acids. The record is from RefSeq and is a predicted model, not a curated record. The transcript has 9 exons. NCBI's taxonomy places the organism in Eukaryota, Metazoa, Chordata, Actinopteri, Syngnathiformes, Syngnathidae.
AACCCUGCGGCGGUUUGCUAUGCGGCAAAGGCUUGCAGAAAAGGGAGCAGGGAGAUUUGGGAAGGGGCGAGGGCAGGGGGGUGGCUGCUUGGAACUCUGUGAAUCUGCAGCGCAGAAAAACACACACACACACACACACAUGGGGCAUGAUCUAUGUGUCUUGUUUGUAUGUCUCUGUGCCGCCAGUGCUUCAGAGAAUGACAAAAGAGGAUCCUUCCCAGGACCACCAGCACUUAGCACAACCCUGGAUGUAACCUGAACCUGACUUCUGGGCCUUUUGCGAAGAGGCAGGAUCCGUUUUGUCGUUCUUGCUCCAGUCAGGGUGGGGUGUAUGGCUUUUUGAGAGUUAGCACUGUAGUGUAGUGAAUGUUUAUUGCAGGAUGGGAAAAAAGGAAAGGAGGAAGGUUUGGCUAGAUGCUGCAGAGCGACGAGACGAGGCGAGAGGGUGAGAUCCCUGUUAGAGUAGGGAAAGGAACAUGGGAGAUAUGAAGACACCAGACUUCGACGACCUCCUGGCGGCCUUUGACAUUCCCGACAUGGUGGAUCCUAAAGCUGCCAUUGAAUCUGGGCAGCAAGAUGACCAUGACGACAAAGUUAAGCAAGCAAAGUAUGUUUCAGCAAUCACUGAAGACGUUGGUGUCAGUGUCAUCGUCAAGAAUAUUAGAAAUGCGGACCCAAGUCAACAUGUUGGUACCCUGUUAGAAAAGGAUUUUCAAUUCCACUCCCAAGCUAAUCCCAUAAGAAUAAGCAAUAAACUUCAAAAUGGCUUCUUGACUUCCAUGACAACAGGAGGUCAUUACACCAAAAAUGAAUGGAAUCCUUCCAAAGCAGAUGGCGAAGCAGUAUAUAAGCAGUCGUCAACCUGCCAUCAGUUCAGUCCCAUCUCCAGCGUGGAGGAGUCGGACGAGGACAAGACUGAAGUGAGUAAUCCAACUAGGAAAAGGAUUGGACAUUCACAUCUCAAGUCCACCACCAAGAAAGAGAAAGAGUGUUCUCAAUAUCCUGCAUCCAUGGAGAAAGACUCAAAGUCCAAAGCAAAAGAGAUCAAACCAGAUCAGAAUAACAAUCAAAAUAUCACUCUGGAAGUUUCCAUGUUCAAUAGCAGCCCUCAAACCAGUUUGCUUCAAGAGGAACCUAAGGCAACACAUAGCGAGGAGAAUAAUGAGCAAACAUCCCAAAUCCAGUCAAAGACCUCUGUAAAACUUUCUUCUUGUAUAGCAGCCAUUGCUGCGCUUAGCGCUAAAAAGGAAAGCCCUACAGGUCAUAGUUUAGAUUCUCCUACAAGAGAGACGGACUCAAAACAAGACAAUACAAAUUCCAGAGCUCCGGGAAAAAAGCGUGAGCAGGAAUCGGCAUUGGAGUUGGCAAAGCGCCUGCUAUCAGGGCCACCGGAUAGUCCAUCUAGUGUCCACAGUGAGGGUAGCAGCACGGACACCACACCGGUCAUUCCAAAAGUAAGGAUAAAAACAAUCAAGACCUCUUCUGGACAGGUCAAGCGUACAGUCACCCGAGUCAUCCCAGACUUGGAUUUUGGCAGAGUGAACAAAGAAGACCCUUUUGGUAAUGGCCUAACAGUCAAGGCUACCAGCAGUGUAUUUUUUUCAUCUCCCACAAUGUCGUCUUUGCCAACAACGGUUGUUGCAACACGUGGGGGACCACCAAUUGAAAUAACUAAGCAGAUGACCAUUAAACCAGUAGCAACAGCUUUCCUGCCAGUCUCAGCUGUGAAAACAGCCGGUUCCCAAGUCAUUAACCUGAAGCUAUCUAAUAACACCACAGUCAAAGCAACUGUCAUUCCAGCUGCCUCUGUACAAAAUGCCAGCAGUGCCAUCUUUAAAGCGGCAAACGCCAUGCAACAACAGACUGUCAUGGUCCCCGCUUCCAGUCUGACCAAUGCCAAACUUGUACCAAAGGCGGUCCAUUUUAGUAAUCUCAAUCUUCUCUCUAAAAAUAUGUCCUCAACUGUUAGCGAUCUCAAAAAAGCAAUGUCGUCCACCAAACAAUCCCAGCAGCAGCAAUCACAACUACUUAAACAACAAGCACUUCUCAAAGGCCAAUCUUCGAAGAAACUCUCCAGGGUUCAAGUCUUCAGCAGCUCUCAAAGCUCCGUAGUUGAUGCUUUUAAUAAAGUCUUGAGUAGCAUAAAUCCCAUUCCUGUAUAUGUCCCAAACCUCUCUCCACCACUCUCAUCCUGUAUUUCUCUUCCCUCUCAUGGCUACAAGUGCCUGGAGUGCAGUGAUUCCUUUGCUCUUGAAAAGAGCCUGACCCAGCACUAUGAACGUCGCAGCGUGCGCAUUGAGGUUACCUGCAACCACUGUUCAAAAAGUCUCAUCUUUUACAACAAAUGCAGUCUCCUGUCUCAUGCUAGGGGGCACAAGGACAAAGGGGUUGUCAUGCAGUGCUCACACCUAAUCUUAAAACCCAUCCCUGCAGACCAGAUGAUAACGACAUCGCCCUUUUCUGCAUCACCCACUGUCACCGACAGCACCUCUUUCGCCUCUGAUGCACAGGUUUUACCCGUUCAAACCACGGGAAAAGUUUCAAGCAGUGGGUCACAAAGCCCAAUGAUUUCAGCUCCAAGCAGUGCUGCUCCUGAGGCGGCCAUGCCCUUAGAGGAUGAUGCAUCAAAGCUCUGCAGGCAUAGUCUCAAGUGUUGGGAAUGUAAUGAAACAUUCCAAGACGACAGCUCGCUAGCAACACAUUAUCAACGGGUUCUGGAGACCAGUGGGCAGAAAACGUGCACUGUCUGCCAAAUGCUUCUGCCAAACCACUGCAGUUUUCUAUCCCAUCAACGAAUCCACCAGCACAAGUCUGCGUACAUUUGCCCCGAAUGUGGUGCGAGCUGUCGUUCCGUCCACUUCCAGUCCCACGUCACCAAGAACUGCCUGCACUACACCCGCAGAGUCGGCUACCGCUGCACCCACUGUAGUGUGAUCUUCGCUGAUGUUGCAACUCUGAAGUCGCACAUCCAGACUACACACUGUGAGAUCUUCUAUAAAUGUUCGCUUUGUCCAAUGGCCUUCAAGUCUGCGCCCGCAACACACUCGCAUGCGUACACACAACAUCCUGGACUGAAAGCGGGCGAGCCCAAGCUUAUAUACAAGUGUUCCAUGUGUGAUACUGUAUUCACCCUGCAGUCUCUGCUCUACUCACACUUUGACCAGCAUGUUGUCACUCACAAAGUUCCUGUCUUCAAAUGCCCCGACUGUUCCACGCACUACGCACAGAAACAGCUCAUGCUGGACCAUAUAAAGGCCAUCCAUGGAACUUUGAAGACCAUUGAUGGUCCACCAAACUUGGGGCUGAACCUCCCUCUCAGCACCAAGCCUACAAAUCCAAACAGCAUCAAUAAUGGCCCCAGUAACAACAAAGAUGGAGUUAACCCUAAUGGUCAGAACAAGGGCGGAAAUAAGGCUCUACCUUCGUCACAAAAAAAACUCAGCAAAAGCAGUUCAGGGGAGCUUAAGGAUGCUAAUGGGUCAGGAUAUACUUGUGGGGAAUGCAACACCGUCAUCACUUCCAGGGAUGUGUUUGUAGCCCACAUGAAACAAGAGCACGACAAGAUACUGAAGAAGCACCCAUGCCGACAGUGCGACAAGUCCUUCAGUUCUACUCACAGUCUAUGUCGACACAACCGCCUCAAACACAAGGUGGUGCGCAAAGUCUACACUUGCCCGAACUGCCCGGCUCUCAGUCAGCCGUUCACCAAGAGAGUGCUGCUGGAUCAGCACAUUCAGUUGAUGCAUGGCGCCUCAGAAGAAAAGCAAGAGAACUCAGAAACCAGGGACGAUUUGUCGGAAAAGAAAUUGACCGUCAGUCCCAAGAGGAAGAGCGAAGAAGAUGAGGGAUCUCCAGGGUUAAACCCCAGGAAUUUGGACUUGCAGCCUUUGAAGAGGCUCAAAGUGAACAUUCCCAAAGUUCACCGCUGCGCCGUCUGCGGCUUCACCACCGAGGACGUCGCCGCCUUCCACAAGCACAUCCCCCAGCACAAGUCGGACGGCUCGUCCUACCAAUGCCAGGAGUGCGGCCUGUGCUACACCUCGCCCCGCUCCAAGGCCCGACACCUCUUUAUCGUGCACCGGCUGAAGGUGCAAGGCCUCAACCGAUACAGGGGUAAGGAUGACGACGAGAGCCAGAGGGAGAACCAACUGGACGUUACGGCGGACAGCGACGACGGGACGCCAAACACCAAAUGCAAAGUGUGCGGGAAGCUGUUUGAGACCGAGGGGAACCUUAACAGUCACAUGAGGACGCACGGCAUGGCGUUCAUCAAGGCCAAAAGACUCAGCUCGGCAGAGAAAUGAAACCAUUUCACUAAAAUAAAAAGACGCUUCAUCUUAUGUACUGUACUUGUCACAAUCAACUUACUUGGUCCUACAAGCUAUAUACUGCUAUAUACAUAUACUCUAUGUACUGGAAAAUGCAUUAUAUGAGUCACCUUUUGCUUUGAAUCGAAGAAAAGUAGUUUUUGUACCACACGUUUCUAAAGACUUGAAUUAAUUUUUUAUAGAAGAGGAUUUUAUUUUAAAUGGUUUCCGCUGUUGCGUCAAGCUUCAUGAAGUACGGCUGUUGUAUUUUGUCGUUGUGAGAUUCUCCACAUCAACACAGGUAUUUUUCAAAUCUGACAUUUUCUACGGCUUUUUGGUCUUUCAUCCACUGAAUCAGGAGAAUUCAGUUUUUCCAAUUCUGGGUGGUACCCUUCAAACAAUGCCACAACUUUACACUAUUAUCUAAUUUUUACAAAUAUUUAUUUAAUAACAGAAUACAUCUUGUGACGCUAGCAAAGAAAAUCCAACGUUUUUCCAUUUUUUUUUUUUUUUUUAUAAAUGCCCGUGUAUGAGUGGACUUCGCUUUUCAGUCAGAGUUGUUCUUGUUCAUUGGUACUUUCAAGAAUGUUAAUGUGGCUGUUACAUUGAAAAACAAAGCUAAACAUGAACUUUCCAUAAUGUUUUGAAUCUUUGUAACGGGCGCACAUACCGGUACGCCGUAGGGUAGAAGGGAAGCUACUUUUUGACAAUAAGACUUGUGUCUCGCUGUAAAUCUGCAAGCAGUCUGUGAAUUGUUUACUAGAAUGUUGUCUGUUGCUGCUACUGUUGCUGCUGUUUUUUUAAAUUUCAUUUUAUUUUAUUCGAUAUUUGGAUCCGUGCGUAUAACGCUGAUCUUUAUCUCAAUAAAAAAAAAAGUGAAAGCAAGGUAAGCGAUGACAUCAUCACCUUGAUGGUAGAAUUUAACGUCUUU